Protopolystoma xenopodis is the source of this 618-nucleotide messenger RNA. The record is from the annotation of a GenBank genome assembly. Lineage: Eukaryota; Metazoa; Platyhelminthes; Monogenea; Polystomatidea; Polystomatidae.
AUGCUGUUCACCAUACGACGAAAGAAAGCUUAUCACCUAUUCACCAGAAUCGAGGAAGAUUACCUCGGAAACAGUGCCAACAAUAAUGUUCCAGUGAAGCCAAUCGACAGCUGGUCAAGAGGAAUCCGCCGUCGUCUUCUGGUGGAAUCGACCUUCGAAAAUCCUCAUCAAACACUUUCACUCGAAAUGGAAGUAAACUCAACAAUUAUGAGACAAGAUAUUUCUCGAAACUUAACUUUUCUUCGCCUCUAUUACUGCCGCAGUCUCCCUUCAAUGUAUCGAAGUGGUCUAACCUCAUUUUUGCAACUUGGUCAUAUUGUCAGAGCGACUCAGUUGGACGCACAUUGUCCGAACUCGCAACUAAACUCUACGACUCUACUCACUGCAGAUGCUGAUCGCUAUGUCGUACACUAUGUCCAGGGCUGUAUCCAGGUCAGCGUUAUGAUGCUUGAAGCAAACAUAACAACAGCUGUCACUCUUCCAACAACGCCAUUAUAUUGCGACUCUACUAACGAAUUCAAGACCACAUCUCAGUCUUCAUAUUUUUCGUUCAUAGGUAGGUUUUCGAGAUUACCAGUAAAUCAAUUGUAUGAGGUGUAUUCACCCUAUUUCGUUUAA